AUGCCUGAAUAUUAUACUAUGGAAUGGUUAAAUUUACCUGAAAAUGUACCAAAAUCAAGACUAGCUGCUAUCCAACUAGCAUACGGUAUUCCUUCGAUUCUUCUAAUGUUUAUCAUGUUUUGGCUCAUGGGAUGCUCUAAAAAGUAUUCCAGCUCAUUUUAUAGACUGGUUCAAAUGGAUUUGUUAACUGUGACUAAUAACAAAGUCCACUUAAAUUACUUGUACAUUUUCCAGAACAUUGUUGGUUGGUUGAAUUCGUGGAUUGCUCUUCGCUAUGCGGAAUUUCCCUUCGGCACUAUUUAUAUUCGAUUCUUUUUAGGAUACGUUCCUUGGCUGUGGAAUGUGUCGAUUUUUAUCUACACCUGCAUGUUUCAUGUGCAUUUUUGCUCGGCAAUUUCCUUGAGUAUUCAUCGGAUCUCCUCAAUUUUAUUUUUCAACUCCUAUGAAAAGUUUUGGAGUCGUUAUUAUCUGGUAGUUUACAUUGUUUACUGCUUGUUCAGCUCACUUCCCAACUUAUUAGCAUCUGGGUUACCUCCUCGAUUGAAUCUGAUAAAUGGGACGCUGUGGUUUUCAGUAGAUAUCGAGGGCACAGAAAACUUCAACUUUGGCACUAAUGUUUUUGCGGUUGUCUAUUUUAUAUCAUUAGUGGGAACCGGGAUAGCCGUGCCAAUUAUAAUUGGAAGAAAGUUUCAGGGAUCUUUGGCCGAUAUUACGAUCUCGAAAAAGCUCACCAGAAUCGCGGUAACAAGUGGAUUUGUCUAUUCUGGAAUUCUUUUAUGGAGUUUGCUGAACGCAGUAAAUACAAAAUUCCAUCUUUUGCCAGAAGAAUACGCUUCGAGUAUUUCGUUUUCCGUUUUGAGCUGUGUUUCGGAUGUGAUGACAUUGGCGUUUCCGUACAUUCUUCUGAUAUUUGAUUCCAAUAUUAAACGAGACUUUUCAAUUGUUUUCCAAAAGUCAACGAGUGAAGUUUCCAGUACAGUACCUGUCAUAAUGACAUCUUGA
Messenger RNA from Caenorhabditis briggsae, 1002 nucleotides. Gene Ontology annotation, cellular component: membrane. Gene Ontology annotation, molecular function: transmembrane signaling receptor activity. NCBI's taxonomy places the organism in Eukaryota, Metazoa, Nematoda, Chromadorea, Rhabditida, Rhabditidae. The coding region runs from base 1 to 1002 and encodes 333 amino acids. The transcript has 4 exons. The record is from RefSeq and is a predicted model, not a curated record. Gene Ontology annotation, biological process: sensory perception of chemical stimulus.